Lachancea dasiensis is the source of this 1296-nucleotide messenger RNA. Lineage: Eukaryota; Fungi; Ascomycota; Saccharomycetes; Saccharomycetales; Saccharomycetaceae. The record is from the annotation of a GenBank genome assembly.
AUGGAAAUGAACAGAUCCAUGAACUCCAAAAAAGCUAGGAAUCUUUUGGGUAGUGACGGAAGUCGACUGGGGGGUCAAAAAUACACCAUUGCAGACAUAGAGCGUCGUUUUCUCGACUACCAUACCGAGGAUCAUAACAUUGAUCCCCCCCGUGUUCCAACCUCACAACAGCCUCAGAGUAGAGAUGAUUGCGAUGAUGAUAGAGAUAUGGACCAUCUUAUGUCUGAUAUAAACCAAGAUCCCCACUCGCAGACAAUUUCAGACUUAUUGACGGAACAACGACAUAAUGAGGUAGACGUUGCCGGACCACAAUAUGAGCAAGAAAAAUGCAAAACAGCAUUUGUGAUUGAUACCAACUUCAUAAUAUCGCAUUUGGACAUUUUAGAUGAACUACGCCUUUCUGGACAUCAAUACGGACACGAAAUCGUGGUGCCGCGAACGGUAAUACAUGAACUAGACGGCCUCAAAAAUUCCGAUGCCAAAGUGGAUGUAACAUCAUUGCAUUUCCAACCCAUCGGCGUGCUGGCGCGCAGGGCUAAUGAUUGGAUAUACACAAAUUUAGCGAAUUUGCACUCUGCUGUCGUCGGACAGCGACUCAAUCAAAGACUAGAUCAUAGCAGUGCCAAGGAUGAUGCCAUCCUUGACUGUUGUAUUUACUUUAAAGAUGCAUUAAACCGCUUUGUUGUUCUCAUGUCAAAUGACAAAAACCUUUGCCUCAAAGCACUCGCAGAAAAGAUCCCGACAGUGUCCUAUCGGGAGGGCAUGUCAGCUGAAGUAAUAGCGAGAAAGGUUCUUGACGAAAAAGAGCAUAGUGUAGGCAGUUCUACAGGGCAUAUUGGCCCUAUUCAAUCAAAUAAUAGUGUGGACUGCUCUUCGCCCGAUAGCGAAUUCCAGAAGACGGCAGAUAAGAUCUAUCAUGAAAUUGGAGCUAUUCUUCCGUCUGCACUUGAUUAUAUCAUGAACGCGGAAUACGGCGAUGACUUGAAUUUAACAGAUUACCGGAGAGCCCAAAUAAAUAGCCUACAGUCCUGUAGUCGCUGCAUUGCAAAGUAUUGGGUUUCCACAUUCGCAAGCUAUUUUACCGGCAGUGGACUCAACAGAGAUUCGUGGCGGGAAGCAGGUAAUCACAUACUGAGGGUUCCUUCAGACAAGCGUGAGUUGGAAGAGCAUAUUAAUUUCUGGACUUGUGUUCUGCGUUGCCUUUACAAAAACAGAGAAGACACUCAGAAAUAUGCACUGAACGUUUUAUCAGAGCGGUGGUCCAGUGCCUGUAGGUCUGGACACAUGGAAAAAUGA